AUGACAAGGCACUUUGGUGCGAUUAGUUGCGACUGUUGUAAAGCAUUUUUCAGGACAUUUGCGCCCAAAAAUAAGCCAUUGGUUUGUGAAUCAAACGGUGAAUGCGUUAUAAACCUAUUGACCAGAAAGUGGUGUAAAAAGUGUCGGCUCGACAAGUGUUUGGCCGCAGGAAUGAGAAAAGAGUUAAUCCGGAGUAAAGAGGAAAAUGAAAGACUAAAACAAGUUGUUAUAAACAAUAGACUAAAACAAUUGCAAUGCAAUAAAUCCGUGGUUUCUUUGGAAAACACAAUCAAUACAAAUGCCGAAGACCUUAGGGAACAGAUCAGAGAUAUUGAAAACUCUGUGACAAACAAUAUAUUCACUGCCAGUAAUGAAGAGUCGCCGGAAUUGCCAGUAAUUCCCGUAUUCCGGGAACUCAUCGAUUAUAAGGGUUUGAAUCAAUUAGAGUGCAAUCGGAUGCGGGAAUUGAUGACCGCUUCCAAUGAUAGUUUAAGAUCAAUUCAGAUUGAUUUGUGUAUGUUUGAACAAAAACAUUAUAACUCGUUGAAAUAUUACUAUGGACAAUUUCUACUGGUGUGGGAUUACAGCGACCCGAUUAUUAUAAACCUGACUCGAACAACAACUAUAUCUACUAUUGAAAUACCGGUCGGAAUCACAGCCAAGACUACAAAAACUGAUGAUAACUUUAAGUGA
Molecule: messenger RNA, 693 nt
Organism: Medioppia subpectinata
Lineage: Eukaryota; Metazoa; Arthropoda; Arachnida; Sarcoptiformes; Oppiidae
Source: the annotation of a GenBank genome assembly